Molecule: messenger RNA, 7294 nt
Organism: Macrobrachium nipponense
Lineage: Eukaryota; Metazoa; Arthropoda; Malacostraca; Decapoda; Palaemonidae
Gene: NSD
Product: histone-lysine N-methyltransferase NSD2-like
Cellular component (GO): nucleus
Molecular function (GO): histone methyltransferase activity; protein binding
Source: RefSeq, a predicted model, not a curated record
CCCUCCGUGACAAGCGCUAAGGUUUGAAACGACCCGGACCAAUCACGUGCCGCGAUCGUUCCCGCGCCCAGCCGAUGUUGACCAAUGGCGUGUUGCUCUGCCAUCCUCGUCGAGAUAAAUACAACAUAAAUACGACUAGUAUUGGGUGUUAGUGAUGGAGUAUGGUGCACCGCCCCCCGACCGAAGAGGACGGCUCGGGGGAUACAGUUCAUCAAUGUCUCAUCACAAGAAUCCAGCUGGUUUUCCUGAUGACAGUAAUCCUGAUGGGCCCAUGGAUGAAGCCAUAUCAGAUCAACCUCUAGGUUACAACAACUUGAUGUUACCUUCCAGUAUCUCUGGGAGCUACAAUAGUAUUCCACAAAAUACAGAGUUACCUCAGUGUGUAAUGUCAUCAGAAGAACAGGAAACCCCACAGCAUGACUCAGGACAGGAGAGUGAUGCUUCAGACAUAGAGAAACCUGCUGGUCGGGAAUGGUCAGCAAGUGAGGAGGAUGUUGAAGGAACAGAUGAUGGUGAUGGUGAUGAUGAUGAUGACGAGGUGGAUGAUGACCUUGAUGAGGAUGAGGAAGAUGAGGAUAAUUGUGUUAUUUCAAAGGGUAAGGCUGAGUUGAUUCACAAUGAAGAACCUAUAGAAAAAGGUCUAACUGGAUGGCAACCAUCACACCAAAGAAAUGAAGAUCUAGACAUGUGGGGAAGUGAUAGUGAAAGUGCAGUUAAUGCUGAUCAAGGGUCAUCAGAGAGUGAAACAGAAUCCAAUGAGGAGGAUCCAUCAGUACCAGAGAGCCAGGAAGAAAUAAAAAAUGCAAAUUUAAUAUCGGAUGAGAAAUCUACUAAAAGUUUAUCUUCAGAAUCAGUCUUGUGUUUUGACGAAUAUGGUAAUCUUACCACAUAUCGUCCAGAAAUGGCUCCUUCUCCAUCUCUUUCACCUUCCCAACCACCUUCAUCUUUGUCUCCUCCCUCAAACCCACUGCCACCUGUACAGCACCCUGCACCAAAAUUAGAUUUUUACAAAAUAACCAAUCAGGAAUUUCUAGAUGCUGCAGAAACACUAGAGUCAGAAAUGAAUGAUUCACACAAAUCUCCCAGAAAGUGUGAGCAAAAGGAAUCCAUAAAUGGAUUGCAAAAUGAGGCUAAACCUGUUAAGAAUAGGCAGCCUAAAAUUGUAGAGACAAGUGAUAUGGGUGUUGUUUCAGAUCAAGAGUUGAAGCAAGCCUUUAAGGAAGAGUUUCUGACAGCAGCAACAAGUCGCUAUGGUAGAACAAGGAAGCGCAAAACUGAAGAUGGCUUUUUCUUCGGUACCAUAAAUUUCAAUGAGUUGAGGAAAAUAACUUCUACAACUAGUCCAAAAAAAUCUAAGAGCAUAACAGGAAGUGGUAAGACCACAAGUCCUGAGCAGAAAACAAAGCUUUGCAAAAGUGAAAGUAAAAGCAAAAGUAAGGUAGACGAAGUAAUGAAUGAUGUUAUUCAUAAUGGGAACUUAAAUUGUACAGAGUCUAGCCCAGACAAAGAUUUUCAGGUUGAUGUAAAUAUUUUCAGAAAUACACAGUUGUCAGCAGCCAAAGGUGAUAAUGAUAUAGUACAAAAUAAUUUAAGCAAAAGUGUGGUAUCUGGUGAGGCUGUUGGUUAUGUUAAUGUAGAUUUAAGAGGACCAUCUAAGGAAGAGAAAACCUCACCAAAAAGUGAGAACAAGACUCAUCAUAAAGGAAAAUCUAUUCAGAAAAAGGAAUUAAAAGCAGAUGUAUGGAUGGAUAAUCAAGGAAAAUUUGAUAAAGAGGAAGAAGAGCUGAAAGGUAGUCUGGAAGAUGAUGUUGAAAAGAUUAAACAAGCUGAAAAACAGAGGAGACUGAGCAUACCUAGACGUAGUGAACUCUCUCUUCUUAGAGAAAAUGAACCACCAAUUAAUUUUUCUUCGGAGAGAAUGUUACGAAGACGAUCUGACGUGUGGAAAAUUAAGAAUUCUUUGUUACCCAAGAAGAAAAACUCAAGAGUUCGAUCUGCCAAAAAUAUUGCCUGCCCAGAAAAAGAAUCAAAUGAAUCAUCAGUUUUGACAAAAUCUGUGCCAACAGAAUCUGCAAAAGAAGAUACAGUUGAUGUAGAUGCAAAAGUGGAAGUUUCAAAGGAAAAUUCAGAUAUUGCCCCAAUUAAUGACCCAAUUGAUGAUGUUAAUACAGCAAAACAAACUAAUGAACCUUCAAUAGUGCCUCCAGUUACUUCUGUGAGAAGGCUGAGGAGUAUGCAUGAUGCCACUGCAUCAGGUCUUUCUACUAGCAAGUCAGCAAAAUCUCCUGUGGUGUCAAAAAGUAAGGAUUGUGUUGUGGCACCUGUAAAUGCCCCAAGCACACCUAAGAGUGGUAAAACAACUGCAGUGGCAAGUACAUCUCCUCCCAAAAGUAGAAAGUCGCCUGAGUCUUCCAAAAAGUGUACAUCAUCUUCAUCCAAAGAGGAAGAGUCUGGGUCUGUGACCAAAUAUGGAAGAACUGUAAGGAAGCCACAGUUGAUGGAUGUUUCUGUGGAAGCCAAGAAACAGAAAAUUGAUCAAAUCAAGAACAAGGAAAUGCUGAGUUCAAGCAUUUUAGGAGAUCUCCCUGUUGGUGUGGACUACAGCAAUUUAGAAAAAGAGCAUCCAUGUGAACACAUGGUUGGUGACUUGGUGUGGGUACUUUUAAAAGGAAAUCCUUUAUGGCCGGCCAUGAUAUCUUAUCAGCCAGAUAAUGGAGAGUUCACCAAGUUACAUGUGAAACAAAGUUGGCAAGGAAAAUUGAGCUGCAUUCGUUUGUAUUUCGUCCAGUUCUUCAAUGAUAAUUCACAAACUUACUGGAUUGCUCCUAGUAGUGCAUUGCCAUUUGAGGGCUAUGCAAAGUUAAAGGAAUAUCUUCAUGAUCUGAAAUCUAAGUUUCGAACUUUGAAGAGCACUCAAAAAUCUCAUGCUGAAAGCAUGUUGAAAACACUUGGUCACAUAAAAAAGCUAGAUACUGCGCCAUCUGCACAGAAGAGAGAGCGGUGGAUGGUGGCCAUAGAAGAGGGGGAGCAAGCAUUGCAUAUGGAUAGAUAUGAAAGAUUACAGAAGUAUUCUCUGAAAAUGGAUGAUAAGGAACUGAAAGGUAAAGAAGAUUUGGAAGAUAAUACGAAUACGAAGCGUGCACCUCAUCGUAGAAGUAAAACAGAGCCUUCAAAACGCAAAAUAGGAAGACCUCGCAAAGUAGAAGCAAAAGAAAAACAUUUGUCAGGAUUGAAAACAAAUGAUGAUUUUUGUUCAACUGAUGGGGAAUUUUCAGGUUUUGAUGAUAAUUAUUCCUCAGAUGAAAAUCGCAAUGUAAGUAACUUAAUAAAUGACAUAAGUGGCCAUAAGCAGAGCUUUGCUCAGUAUGCUGCAAAACAUUUACAAAAGUUUAUAUUAGAAAACCCAAAUAUAAGUGAAACAGCUGCACGAACAAAGUUAAGGUGGCGAUGGAAAAAGCUUGCAAAAUCUCAGGCAGCAAAACGAAAAACCAAAGUAACUCUGAAAAGUGAAAAACAAAGGUCAGGCAAUCCUGUAAGUAGCUCAUUAAAGCGUAAGCAUCAGAGCAUAGAGAAAGAAUCAGCUUUAGACAGUGGUGAUGAUUUCGUUACGAAAAGAAAAAGAGUUGAAGAAUCCAAAGACUGUCAAAAGGGUGUCUAUAAGGUUGUACGGAAUGAAAAAGUGUGUUACCGCUGUGAAGGUUUAAGUACUGAAAACGGUGCAGACAUGAUUCGUUGCAAAGGUGUUUGUUAUGGAAUAUUUCAUCUUAAUUGUUUAGGUUUAAGUUCUUUUCCAAAAAGUGACUUCAAGUGUGUUGAGUGCCAAACAGGAAAUCAUCAGUGUUUCGUUUGUAAAGAAGAUACAGGUAUCAGACAAAGAUGUACUGUUACAUUUUGUGGAAAGUUUUACCAUGAAGAAUGUGUACAGAAAUGGCCACAAGUCUCCAAAAAUCGUCACCAAGAGAAGUUUGUGUGCCCUCGACAUGUUUGUCACAUGUGUGCUGCAAAUGCUGAUGACAUGAAUGAUGCUGUAGCAAGAAAUCCACAGUUCACCAGGUGUCUGAAAUGUCCUACUACCUAUCACACCGGAGAAGAAUGUAUAGCUGCAGGAUCUGAAGAGGUUUCCCAAAAUCACCACAUAUGCACAAAACAUCUAAAGUUGCCUAAAAAUAGUUUACAUCAUGUAAAUGUCAGUUGGUGUUUCUGCUGCUCAAAGGGGGGAUCUUUGCUGCUUUGUGAUCAAUGUCCAGCUGCCUUUCAUGCUGAGUGUAUGAAAAUCACUGCCCCUGAGGGUAGCUAUGUUUGUGAAGACUGUGAAAAUGGCAAGUUUCCAGUUUACGGAGAUGUUGUAUGGGUAAAACUUGGACUUUAUAGAUGGUGGCCAGGACAAGUAUUACAUCCAAGAUAUAUCCCAGAUAACAUUGAAAACUUACCCCAUCAGCAGGGUAUGUUUUGCGUUCACUUCUUUGGAUCGAAUGAUUAUUACUGGGUUACACGAGGAAGGGCUUUCCAUUACCAGGAAGGAGAUAAGGGUUCAAGGGCAGCUUCAAGCAAAACUUUAGAGAUGCAGUUUCAGAAAGCCAUUGCUGAAGCAUUAGAAGCAUAUCGAGAGCAAAGGAAGAGAAAAGCACAGCUUGAAGCUGUAAGAUCUGGGAAAGGAAAGUUGAAACCACCUCCAUAUGUACGAAUAGACUCCAACCGUCCUGUAGGUAAUGUUCGUCUCAACAAAUUGGACCUUGGAGCUGUAAAUCGAUGCGAGUGUGAUCCUUUCUCAGAAAACCCAUGUGGAUCAGAUGAGAAGUGCUUAAAUAGAAUGCUAAUGUUUGAAUGUGUUAGAGAAGUUUGCGGAGCUGGCGAUAGAUGUGGUAAUCAGCGGUUUCAGAAACGACAGUAUGCUAAUGUCCGAUCAUUUAGAACUGAUGAAAGAGGAUGGGGUUUAAAGACAUUGGAGGAUGUUAAGAAAGGGGAAUUUGUUAUUGAGUAUGUUGGAGAACUCAUAGAUGAUGAAGAAUUUCAUAAACGUAUUGAAGAGAUGCACAAAGUGAAAGAGGAAAAUUACUACUUCCUGACCAUAGACAAGGACAUUAUGAUUGAUGCUGGACCCAAGGGAAAUUUGGCCAGGUUUAUGAAUCAUUCUUGCGAGCCUAACUGUGAAACACAAAAGUGGACAGUUGGAGGAGACACCAGGGUGGGACUCUUUGCUCUUUGUGAUAUCUCCGCUGAAUCUGAACUCACCUUUAAUUAUAACUUACAGUGUGUUGGAACAGAAAAGAAAAAAUGCAACUGCGGUUCAGCUAAUUGUAGUGGAUUCAUUGGUGCUAAAGUACAAAAGAAUGACUCCAAUGGACCCAAAAGAGACAAAUUGGCAAAACGAAAACGCAAGAAGAAACGACGCGAAGUCAAAAUAUCUGAAGAUGAAUGUUACAGAUGUGGUGGUGCUGGUGACCUCAUUCUUUGUGAUGUAACUGACUGCCCUAAGAGUUACCACCUCCAGUGUUUGAGCCUUGAUAAGUUACCCAAAGGCAAAUGGAUUUGCCCUUGGCAUCAUUGUGAUGAAUGUGGUCAAAGAAGUAUACGUCCUAAUCGCUGUGACUACUGUCCUAAUUCAUUUUGCCGUAUUCAUGUGCCAGGAAAUUUACAGAAUGUACCUGGUGUUGGUAAUGUCUGUCAGGACCAUGAUACAGAAGACAUUGAGACACUUAGAGGUCAGUUUGAUGCAAAAGCAGCAACCGAGGUGAGCAUUUAUGAAGACCAAAGUUGUGUGGAUCAAGAACUAAAUGCCAAUCAUCAACCAAAUAACAUAUCUUGUGAGGCUGUACCUUCAAAUACCAAUGUUGACAAUUCUUCCAAGUGUAUAUAUGAAAACACUCUAGCAACACUAGUGUCUGAAUCAUCUCAGGAACAAGAGCUGGUUGGAGAGAAUAUAUCAAGGAAUACUUCAGUAAUUGUUCCAUUAAGAAUGAAAGAAAACAGAGGCCGACCAAAAAAAGUUGACAGGGUGAGUGAGGGAUAUGAAAAUAACUCUUCAGUUAUAAAUGUGAACAAUGAUAAUUCAUGCAUUUUACCAACGAAUUCCAAGGCUUGUAGUGCAAAAUCCAGUUUGACUUCUAAGAAUGGUAUUAGAAGUAGGAGAAGUGCUCCCGACACACUUGCAAAAGCUGUGAGUGCUGUUUGAAAUAAUUCGUUUUUAUAAGGUGAAAAUGACAGCUGACUGAAACUGGAAUUGGGGUAACAGUAAAUGCACACUGGUUUUUCGAUUAUCUCCCCCAAUAUGGUUUAACUUUAAUAUAGAUCUUUCAUGUCCAGUGAACGGAAAGAAAGUGGUUGAUGGUUCAACUUCACAGAAAUAAGACUAUUUUUUAUUAUAGCAGUUUGAAGUGAUCGUUGAAUUUCAUCUGCUUGGCUCACCCACCUUCUAUUGGAAAACCUACGGUUAUCUUCGCAAGUUCUUGUCCCCUCUUGUCUAUUGUUUACAUUGCCACAACAGUUUGUGCACUGCCUUAAUUGGAGUAGAAGUGUGAAUGUUUUUCAUAAUUUUGGUACAAAACUUUUCAUUGUGAACUGAAUGUUUCUUGAUGGAAUGGUCAUUUUUGUACAAGAUUUUAUUACAGCUUGAAUGGAAAAGUAUGCAGAAAGCAGUUGUCACAAUUUGACAUUAGGUCGAGUGUGACAGCAACUUAAAAUCACAUUUGUAUUUCACCUGCGUGUGAAUAUCAGUACAAACUUUGAGCUCUGUUGGUCAUGUUUUACUUUAGAAACUAGUCGAACAUCUGUAGUUAGCAGAUUAACUGUAUUUAUUCUUUUCCAUUACAGUGUGUGCUGUAUUGUAUUUUUAGUAUACAGUUCAUUUUAAUUUCACUAUUCAUAAGAGAUUUUUCCUGGGUUAUCAUGUUUAUAUUUAUCUUUUGAAUACAGUACUUGUAAAUGUUAUUUGUUAAAUCAGUUUUGUUUAGGCAUCACUUAUUUGUGUAAUAGUCAUUAAUUGGUGUCAGCUGUAACAAAUAUUGCGCGACUUGAACAUUAAUUACCAGAGGUUCUGUAUAAAUGGCAUGUUUAUAUUUUUUCUCUUUUAAGAGUAAUGAAAAUAUUUUAUGACUUUCUGUAGUUAGUAUGCUGUAUAAUGUCUUGUGUAAUAGAUUUCUAUGCAUUUUUAAGAGCUUUUUAUUGUUUCAGUUGUUUUCAUGCACCUCAUGAAAUCUUGAUUUUUUCUUCUUUUGUCUUUCUGUUCACAUUGCCUGUCAGAAUGUUUUUGGCAGAAUGUCUGUGAAGACAAUAAAAACUCCAUUAGAAAAGUUAA